AUGGCGAACGACUCGCCCCAGCCGCCGAGCCCUUCGUCGCCAGCCGUCUCCUCGUCCGACCUCAGCGCCGGCAAACCUCCUGCGCCACCGAGUGCGGCCAGUGGAGACGACGGUGCAGAUGCUCCCGCACACUCGAGGACCUUUCCCUUCUCCCGCGCGUCGGUAUCCUCAGGCCAGGGCUCCUCGUCGCAUCCCGCCUCGAGUCCCGCACAGUCGCCGCAGGCUCCAUCGCGACCUUCGUUUGCAGGCAUGUCGAGGCCGUCGUACAUCUCGCUGCCGCCACGACACCACCUGGGCGAGCGCGGCUUUCCUUCGCCCGAUGUCACCUCGCCCUCAGGUCGACACUCCGUCUCGUCGGCAGAGUCGUCUGGCAGCCGCAUCGCGCCCGACCUCGGCGGAAGCUCGGCGCGCUACUUUCCCAUGCGCAGCGUCGUCUACCCGACGCCGAACGUGACUUCGCCCGCCACGAGCGCUGGGACGGCCGCCUCCGCGCGCAGCUACACGGGCGCGAAGCGAAUGGCGGGCUUGCAGGGUCCUGGAGCGCCUCCACCCGGCUCAGCAGAGGCUGUCCUACUUGAAGAGGGCUUCCCUGCACCUCCUGAAGACGGCGGCGGGUCGCAGCCGGGCGCUGCGCUGAGCGAGGGCAGCCUCGCAGAUGCCGCCGAGCAGCUUGGCCUCCUCGAGCGCAGUUCGAGCCGCGGAUCUUCAGGCGAGAACGGGCGGCCAGAGACGCUGAGACGAACGAGUUCGCGGACUGAAGGCGCCGCGAGCAGCAUCGAGUCGCCCGCGGCGUCCGACGUCAAACCUCCCUCUCUCGACCCUUACCUCUCUGCACCCACGACGCACGCCAAGAUCGGCGACCCUGAUUCCGACGACGAGGACGACGGCGAGGACGAGGUGCACAACGCCGAGACCGAGUCGAACGUCCAGCAGCGGGACUUUGGCGACGAGACGAAUGACGGCCGAGGAGGGCGGUUGCAGACGUCUGCGCCGAGGGACGAGGGCGGGAGCAGCUAUACCGGCGGAAGCGACAAGCCGAUGCUCAUGACCUCGCGAUUCGAGCACCAGGUUACGGAUGACGGGCAGAUCUUGGUCUUGACAGGGCGGGAAGGCCAGCUUGAGCGGUGUGAGGACGAGCCUAUACACGCACCCGGAGCCGUUCAGGCGUUUGGCGUCCUUAUCGCUUUCGAUCUCGAAGAAGACGAGCGCAUGAAGGUCCAGCAGGUCUCCGAAAACUCGGGCUUCGUCAUUGGCCUCCCUCCGCGCGUCCUGUUCCGAGCGAAAUGCCUCUCCGAGCUGCUCGAUGAGGACGAAGCCGACGCCCUCCGCGACGCCAUCGACGCACUCGACGAGCGGGACCUCGACGAGUCGAACGAGGAGGUCGGCCCGUACACUUUCACCCUCGCCGGCGAGGGCAUCCCUGGCUCGGGCGACCGUGAUGCGCAAAGUCGCGAGCGCUUCGAGUGGGUCUGCCACGCCGCCAUUCAUCGCCCGAACCGGACACUCCAGCCGAAGCGGAUCAUCCUCGAGCUCGAGCUCGUUGAAGACCAGGUCAACCCGCUUUCGACCGUCUCGAGCGAACCCUUCACGCCUGACGAGCGCGGCGGGAUGGGCAAGCCCGAAGAGUACGGCGAGAACGGCAUCAACCCGACCGAGGCCGACUUGAUUGAGAGUACCGUCUCGAUCGCGAAACCGCUGCGCAUCCUCGCGCGGCAUCGCUCGACCCGCUUGCGGCGGCGGAAACGGUCGCGCCAGGGUCUCGAGGAGAUGGAUGUCGUCGGCUUGCUGAGCCAAAUCAACGACCAGCUCGGCAAAGCGGACGAUCUCGAGACGUUCCUCAAGGUCACGGUCGGCGUCUUCAAGGAGUUGACCGAGUUCGACCGCGUCAUGAUCUACCAGUUCGACGAGAUGUGGAACGGUCGAGUCGUCGCGGAGCAGGUCGACUGGUCCCGCACGCGCGACCUCUUCCGCGGCCUCAACUUCCCCGCCUCCGACAUCCCCGCGCAGGCUCGCGAGCUCUACCGCAUCAACAAGGUCCGCGUCCUGUACGACCGCGACCAGCCUACGGCCCGUCUCUGCUGCCGGUCCAUGGAGGAGGUCGCCCUCCCGCUCGACAUGACGCACUGCCACCUGCGCGCCAUGAGCCCGAUCCACAUCAAGUACCUCGGCAACAUGGGCGUCCGCUCGUCCAUGUCGAUCUCGAUCACCGCCUUCGGCGACCUCUGGGGACUCAUCGCUCUCCACACGUACGGCCGCUACGGACACCGCGUCUCGUUCCCCGUCCGCCAGCUCUGCAAACUCCUCGGCCAGUCGAUCUCGCGCAACAUCGAAAGAAUCUCUUACGCGUCGAGGCUCCAGGCGCGCAAGCUCAUCAACACGGCGACGUCGGACCAGAACCCGAGCGGCUACAUCGUCGCCAAGGCGGAGGACUUGCUCGACCUCUUCCACGCCGACUUUGGCGUUCUGAGCAUCGGAGACGAGGCAAAGAUCCUGGGUCCGGUCAGCAACUCGCAGGAACUCCUCGCUCUCCUUGAGUACCUCCGCGUCAAGCGCUUCGAGACGCUCAAGACGUCGCAGGACAUCGUCGCAGACUUCCCCGACAUUGACUAUCCGAACGGCUUCAAGCUCAUCGCCGGGUUGCUCUUGGUUCCUCUCUCGGCCGGCGGCAACGACUUUAUCGUCUUCUGCCGGAAGGGCCAGCUACAAGAGAUCCAUUGGGCCGGAAACCCCUACGCCAACAAGAAGGUUUCCGAGGAUGGCGAGCAGUACCAGGCGCUCGAGCCACGCAAGUCGUUCAGAAUCUGGUCAGAGACGGUCGUUGGCAAGAGUCGAGCGUGGACAGACGAGGAGAAGGAGACGGCGAGCGUUCUUUGCUUGGUCUACGGCAAAUUCAUCGCCGUUUGGCGAGAGAAGGAGAGCGCGCUGGCUGCCAGCCAGCUCACCAACCUGCUCCUCCAGAACGCCAGUCACGAGGUUCGAACGCCGUUGAACGCCAUCAUCAACUACCUCGAGCUCGCUCUCGACGGUCCCAUCCCUGGUGAGGUUCGCGAGAACCUCGUGCGCAGUCACGCCGCCUCCAAGUCGCUCAUCCACGUCAUCAACGACUUGCUCGACUUGACCCGCACCGAGAAGGGCAACGAGCUCUACCUCACCGAUCCCUUCAACCUCGCCGAGACCCUCGAAGAGUCGAUAGCGAUUCACCGCGAUGAGGCGGCGAGGCGCGGCCUGUCGCUCGAGAUUGUCGAGACUCCGACGGGAACACCGUCGACCCUCCUCGGAGACCGUGCCAAGAUCCGUCAGAUCGUCACAAACGUCGUCGGGAACGCCCUCAAGCAUACGAAGGAGGGCGGCAUCCUUGUCGAAUGGGGCGAAGUCUUGUCGGUCGAGGACGCUUCGCAGCCGAAACAGGACGCCAUCAAGAUCGGCAUCUCGAUCACGGACACGGGCGUCGGCAUCACGGAGCAGAAGCUCGAGAACAUCUUCCGCCAGUUCGAGAACGUCGCGACCAUCGGCGACAAGGAGCGCGACGAGAUGGCCGAGUCGGAGCAGGCGGUCGGCCUUGGACUCGCAGUCGUCGCACGCAUCGUGCGCAACCUCGACGGCCAACUACAGGUGGAGAGCAAGGUUGGCAAGGGCUCGAAGUUCACCUUCAUCUUCCCCUUCCGCCUCCCACCGCAAGACGCGGCCACGGCGCACGCCAUCGCGCAGUCGAUCCAGCAGUCCCUUCAGCGCGAGGUCAAGCCCGAAGCGCGCCGCGACCCGCUCGCCCGUCGCAACAGCAACGGCUCUGCCGGGUCGCGCGCCUCGAAGACGUCGUCCGGCCGGUCCGAAAUCGACUCGCUCAUCAACGCGAUGAGCCAGUCGCACAUGGACACGAAUCAGCCCCGCUCCGCUGGCUCGCGCUCGACUCAAUCGAUUCGGUCGAACCAGUCGUUCCGUUCGGCACGGGGCACCAUGCGGCAGGAGGUUCCACUGUCGGAGGCCAGCUCGCGCGGCUCUGUCGGCAUCUCGGGCGGUGCAAUACCGCUGCGCGCCGCUCGAGUUGGACCAUCACGAGGCGGCGGCGAACCAACGUCCUCGCCGCUCUCGUCGCCGACGCUCGCCAAAACGCAAAACCCUCUCAAUGCCAUCUUCAACUCGCCCGCCAGCCCAGGCAAGUCGCCUCUCAGCCUUGGAUCGGCGCCUCCGGUCGCGUCUCCUCCUGCCGAGCGUGAACGACGCCAAUCGAUCCUUUCCGUGACAUCCGAAGCGAACGCCAAUUCGACGGCUGCGGACAACACGCCCCGAGCCAAGUCGCCAGAGCCGGAUGCAAAGGCCGGUACAGCUUCUCCGACGCACGUCAGCGAAUAUCGCAAGUCGUCUGCCGCGCCACCUGUCGACACGAUCGAGCCGAUGCGCGUUCUCGUCGUCGAGGACGAGAUGGUCAACCGCAUGAUCAUUUCGCAACGCCUCAAGAAGGACGGCCACGAAGUCAUCGUCGCAGAACACGGUGGCGCAGCGGUCCGCAAGUUCGAGGAGGACCGCAACUUCGACAUCGUCUUGAUGGACCUCCAGAUGCCGAUUAUGAACGGCGUCGAUGCGAGCAAGAACAUCCGGCGGAUCGAACGCGAAUCUCCCCUGCCCGAAGACCAGCGUCGCCUGUCGACCCGCCUGAACGACGGCAUCCCCAUUCUCGCCGUCAGCGCCUCGUUGCCCGAGCGCGAGCGGCCGACCAUCGUCGACGCCGAGCUGAACGGUUGGCUCCUCAAGCCGAUCGACUUCAAGCGUCUUCGCACUCUCAUGCGCGGCGCAAUCGACAACAAUGCGCGACACCCCGAGAUCUACCGUCCGGGCCAGUGGGAGCGCGGCGGCUGGCUCACCGAGAUGCCCCAGCCCGACCUGGCCGCACAAGCCUAA
Rhodotorula toruloides NP11 is the source of this 4896-nucleotide messenger RNA. Its product is annotated as two-component system, chemotaxis family, sensor kinase Cph1. The coding region runs from base 1 to 4896 and encodes 1631 amino acids. Gene Ontology annotation, molecular function: phosphorelay sensor kinase activity; protein binding. The record is from RefSeq and is a predicted model, not a curated record. Gene Ontology annotation, biological process: regulation of DNA-templated transcription; detection of visible light; phosphorelay signal transduction system. The transcript has 9 exons. Lineage: Eukaryota; Fungi; Basidiomycota; Microbotryomycetes; Sporidiobolales; Sporidiobolaceae.